This is a messenger RNA of Oreochromis aureus, 1405 nucleotides long. RefSeq lists its product as uncharacterized. Gene Ontology annotation, molecular function: protein tyrosine kinase binding; MHC class II protein binding. NCBI's taxonomy places the organism in Eukaryota, Metazoa, Chordata, Actinopteri, Cichliformes, Cichlidae. Bases 69 to 1316 code for a protein of 415 amino acids. The transcript is spliced from 9 exons. The record is from RefSeq and is a predicted model, not a curated record. Gene Ontology annotation, biological process: interleukin-15-mediated signaling pathway; positive regulation of ERK1 and ERK2 cascade; T cell activation. Gene Ontology annotation, cellular component: external side of plasma membrane; membrane raft.
CUGCCUCUCUGACUUCCUCUUCUCAGAAACUGGUCAGUGUGUGUUCAGACACCGGAGUGAGAGUCAGGAUGAAGCUGAACAUCUUCUGCUGCCUGUUGGCCUGCACUCUGAGCGCUGACGUCACAGCAGGAAUACAGGAGGAAGUAAUCAAAGAGAAGGACUCCAUCACUCUGAAGUGUCCUCGCUCUGCGGACGCUAGACUGACGUGGAGCAAAGAACAUGAAGGGAUUAAAGUUUUCAUUCUUUCAUCUUAUGGUAACACGAGCACAAGACACAUCGAUGACACGCGAUUCAGUUUAUCAGCUGAGAAGUCGCUGAUCAUCCUGAGGCCUGCUGUCUCAGACUCUGGAACAUACCUGUGUAAUAAUGAAGCAGCUGUGCAGCUGACAGUGAUCCCAGGAAAAGUCCAUCAAAACAAGGAUGGAAAUGAGUCCGUCACUCUGCGCUGUCCUCUCUCUGUGGAGGGUAAGGUGACGUGGAGCAGAGAGAAGAGAGGAAGGAAAGCUGACAUACUGACAGCUGAUGGUAACACAGAGAGAAGACACAUUAGUGACAAACGAUUCAGCUCAUCACCUGAUAAGUUGCUGAUCAUCCUGAGGCCUGCUGCAUCAGACUCUGGAACAUACCUGUGUAAUAACAAACCAGCUGUGCAGCUGAUAGUGAUCUCUCCAGAAAAAAGGAAAAUAGCCAGAGAGGAGGAGUCUGUCAGCCUCCCUUGUCCUCCCUCUGUGAAGGGUAACGUGACGUGGAGCAGAGAGAGAAAUGGACGUGAAGUUGAAAUUCUUACAGCUGAUGGUGACACGGGCGGAGGACACACACGGUUCACAACAUCAGCUGAUAAGUGGCUGAUCAUCCUGAGGGUUGUUGUGUCAGACUCUGGAACAUACCUGUGUAAUAAGGAACCAGCCGUGUACCUGUCAGUGGUCCCAGGUGGCAGGAAACCACCAACACCAGCGAUCACAGAACGGCGACUGCUUCUGAUGGUCGGGACGACUGCUGCACUCCUCAUCAUCAUCCUCAUCACCACAGUUGUUUCCACCAGGACAUGCUGUUCCAAAAAACAAGGAAAUGAAGAAAACAAGAACACCUGUCAUCACGUAGUUCAUGGCAACAGGUUUAAGCCUCCAAGCUGUGAGAAACAGGAAGUGUUGAAUGUACCAGAAGGCAACCACAUCUAUCAUUAUAUAGUCGAUGUCAACAGGUUUCAGUCUGAAAAUGGUGGGAAAAGUUCUGCUGGAUCAACAGCUGCUAUACUCUUUGGCCAGUUUUCCGGGUCCAUCGUAGCAGAUUACUUCAUUAUACUUCUUACUCAAUGAGAUCCAAAAGCAAAAGGAAAUGAUGACGGCUGAGUUUUACGCAAAUGAACCUGAGAUGUUAAAAAAAGAUUUUUUGUUAAAAGUUAAAA